CGCUGCUCCAUCCCCCUCGGCACCAAGCAGCCCAGUGCGGACCCUAGCGAUUCGGGGGCUAGGCAGCGUUUGGAGGUGCACUGAAAUUGAGGCUCAGUCGGGCCCUGGUGCGUGGGGCGUCUCGGAGGGGGCGAACGAACGGCUCCACUUUCUCAAGAUCUGGGCUCUGCUCCAGGAGGGAGCCAGGAGAGAUGGCGUCGGUGCUCCUGGCAGCCAGGUCCCGGAAAUCAUUGACAUUCAAGGAUGUGGCCGUGGACUUCACCAAGGAGGAGUGGAGACAAUUGAAUCCUUCUCAGAGAAAUAUGUACAGGGAUGUGAUGCUGGAGAACUACAAGAACCUAGUUUUCCUGGGGCUUUUAGGUUCUCAGCCAGAUGUGAUCUCCCAGCUGGAGAAAGGUGAAGUGCCAUGGAUACCUGAGGGAGAAGUACCCAGAAACCCUUGUCUAGAUUCUCUUAUUCAGAAUACUAGGCGUAAAACCAGAGAACCAGUUCCAAAGCAUACUGUUUCUUUGGGAGAAACAUCCAAAGAGAUACUUAUAAAGGAUAGCCCUUAUAAUGCCAUUUUGGGAGAUGAUUGGGAAUGUGAUGUCAAGUUGCAAAGGGAGACGAGUAAUCAGCAAAGAAAGUCUAAGAGAAUAACAGUCACCCAUGAAACCAACACAUUUGGGAAAAAUUUCGAUUCAGAUUCAUCACUUGUUCCAGAGCAGAGAGGUGCCACAGAAAGAAGUCUCCGUGGGUGUGGAGGAAGUGCAAAGACCUCCAAGCAGUAUCCGAACAUUCUCAAGGGUCAUAAAAUCUCUGGCAAGAAACUUUCGAAAUCUAAUAAAUACAGGAAAUCCUUCAGUUAUCAUUCAGAUCUCAUUCAAUAUCAUAGAAAACUUACUGGGAAGAAAACAUGUGAAUGUAGUGAGUGUGGGAAAGCCUUUAGCACUAGGUCGGCACUUAAAGGACAUAUAAGACUUCAUACCGGGGAGAGACCCUUUGUGUGCAGUGAGUGUGGAAAAGCCUUCAUUCAGAGAGCAAAACUGAAUGUACACAAGAGAAUUCAUACUGGAGAGAAACCCUUUGCUUGUCAUGAGUGUGGAAAAGCCUUCAGAUACUCAAUAAGUCUUACUGAACAUAAGAGAAUUCACACAGGAGAGAGACCUUUUGAAUGUAAAGAAUGUGGGAAAGCCUUUAGGCAGAGCUCAGCACUUAGGAGACAUCAGAUAAUUCAUACUGGGGAGAAACCCUUUGUGUGUAAUCUGUGUGGGAAAGCCUUCAUAGAGAGUGGAAAACUUACUGCACAUAAGAGAAUUCACACAGGUGAGAAGCCCUUUCAGUGUAAAGAAUGUGGGAAGACCUUUAGCUACAUCUCAUCCCUUAGAGAUCAUUGUAGGUUUCAUACUGGAGAAAACCGACACGAAUGUAAUGAAUGUGGGAAAUCUUUCAGUAGAAGCACAUCACUUAAAGGCCACCAAAAAAUUCAUACGGGUGAGAAGCCCUAUGUGUGUAAUGAGUGUGGGAAGGCUUUCAUAGAAAAGGUAAGACUGACUGAGCAUAAGAGAAUUCAUACUGGAGAGAAACCCUUUGAAUGCAAUGAAUGUGGAAAAGCCUUCAGCCACAGCUCAUCCCUUCGAUAUCAUCGGAGACUUCAUACCGGGGAAAGACGUUACAAAUGUGGUGAGUGCGGGAAAUCCUUCAGUGCAAGUUCAACACUUAGAAAGCAUCAGAGAACUCAUACUGGAGAGAAACCUUUUUCCUGUCCCGAGUGUGGGAAAGCCUUCAUAGAGCGAGGGAGACUUACAGAACAUAUGAGAAUUCAUACUGGAGAGAAACCUUUUGAAUGUAAUGAAUGUGGAAAGGCUUUUAGCUAUACCACUAGUCUUACAGAACACCAGAGAAUUCAUACAGGAGAGAAACCUUUUGAAUGUAGUGAAUGUGGAAAAGCCUUCAGCCAAAGUUCAACACUUAGGACACAUCAGUUAACACAUACUGGAGAGAAGUCCUUUGAAUGUAAUGAAUGUAAAAAAGCCUUCAGUAGCCGAUCAUCCUUGAAGCUUCAUUGGAGAAUUCAUACAGGAGAGAAAAAGUUUGAAUGUAGUGAAUGUGGGAAAUCCUUUAUAAGAAGUUCAUCGCUUAUGAAGCAUCAGAGGAUUCACACCGGAGAAAAACCAUUUGCGUGCACUGAAUGUGGGAAAGCCUUCAUUGAGAGAGGAAGACUUAAUGAACAUAUGAGAAUUCAUACGGGAGAGAAACCCUUUGAAUGUCAUGAAUGUGGAAAAGCCUUUAGUUACAUAGCAAGUCUUACUGAACACAAGCGAAUUCAUACUGGAGAGAAGCCUCUUGAAUGUAACGUGUGUGGAAAAGCCUUCCGCCAUAGGAUAGGUCUUACGGCUCAUAAAAGAAUUCAUACAGAAGAAAAGCCUUUUGAAUGUAAAGAAUGUGGGAAAGCCUUCAGUAACAGCUCAAAUCUUAUGAUGCAUUGGAGACUUCAUACAGGGGAGAAGCCCUUCAAAUGUAACGAAUGUGGAAAAGCCUUCAGCAAUAGCUCGAACCUUAGGACACAUCAAAGACUUCAUACUGGAGAGAAACCCUUUGAUUGCAAUCAAUGUGGGAAAGCCUUCAGAGAAAAGAGACAACUUACUCUACACAAGAGGAUUCAUACUGGAGAGAAACCCUUUGAAUGUAAUGAAUGUGGAAAAGCCUUUAGUUAUCCCACAAGUCUUACUGAACAUAAGAGAAUUCAUACUGGAGAGAAACCCUUAGAAUGUAAUGAAUGUGGGAAAACUUUCAGUCACAGCUCAUCUUUUAGGAAUCAUAAAAAAUGUCAUAUUAAAGAAUAAGAUCUAGGAAGCAAAAUGAAAAACCUUUCUGCAAAAAAUUUAUGUUUUAGAGAAAUCAAGGGAAAGUAGCAUGUGGGAUUAAAAAAAAAUUUUUUUUUUUAUUUAGCAAUAGCACAUUCUUUAAGAAACCUUGGACAAGAACUUGGGGAUCAUAAUCUAUCUCAUACCAGCAGAACUAAGGUACUUGAAGACAAGGACCUAUUUGUGAGAUAUAUAUAUAUAUAUAUAUAUACACACACACACACACACAUAUAUAUUUUUUUUGUGGGGGUUACCCAGCACUUAGCACAGAAUCUGGCAUUGGUAGAUGCUUGACAAAUGCUUAUUGAAUGCCUAAGUAAGAAUCUGUCAUACAGUAUGAUUGAAAACUAUGCUGCAUUAUUUGCUUGAAAAUUGGACUCCAGCAUUCAAAGUAGAUAGGCCCAUUCAAAGUCCUUAACUUUUACUCCAGCUAUAGGAUCCUGUAACAGAAGAUCUCUGAGAGACUCAAAACCAAUGAGGGUUGGAACAAGUGAUAUGGCAGAUAUAACAACAUGGGUUUAAGAAAGCUUUUAUAUAUUUUUUUCCUUAAAAAAUAGAUGCCCAUGAGAUUGGACUUAGAAGUUGAGAGCCAUGAACUUUCCCUGGAGAAAUAUCUGUUACGAAUGUAAGGUGACUUGAUUGGAAGGAACCUAAAAUAGCAUUUUUUUUUCCUAUUGAUAACAGAAAAUGAGAGCUAAACUUCAGUAAUCCAAAGAUUGUCCCCUGUGGACAUAGGGUUUUUCUCCAAAGAAUCUGGUUGAUUCCUAAUGACUUUCAAGCUUAAUUUCACAGAUAGCUGGAAUUUUGACAUGGAUUUGAAAAAGCUAGAAUUCUCCUAUUUACGAAACAAGUACUGGGGAUAUUUGUCUAAUAGACACAUGGGUAUCAGCCUCCUGACAAACGAUUACGAAUAUUUCUAUAAUUCCACAUUAAACCUAUUCUGUGUGUGUAGUGUUGUGACACAUGCAUCUGAGUUUGUGGUUCAAAUGUAUAUAUCAAUCAAUGUAUUUAGAAUUACUUUAGCGUAAGAUUUAUUCUCCUUUUCUUUACCAAGCUACUACCAAAUGCAAAAUACUUAGAAAAUUAUCAGCCUUCUAACUCUACAUAUGAAGAGAAAAGAGGGCUACUUGUUUUUGCAGAAAGUUUCUGUAAAGUUAAGACAAUUGGAACUGUAGACUCAGCACUUAUAAAGAUUUAUUUCCUCAUGUGUAGCCAUGUUUCUAUGAGCUGAGAACAAAUACUCCAUUUUCUGUUUAAACAGGAAUUCUAUAGCUCUCUUCCGCAAGAAUAGUCCAGUUCAAAUCUGAGCAAGGUAUUUUUAGUAUUCAGUCUUAUCCUUUAUAUAUUUCAAAUGGCAACCACUUCUAAUAUUCUAUCGCUGUAUUAUUUACUAUCAGAAGUUAUUAUUAAAACUUAGUUUCUCAUAAAAAAAUAGUUAUUCAGUGAGCCAGUUCUCAGUUCAAUGAACCAUGAUUUGCAUACUUCAUUGUGAAUCAUAUUGUCUCUUAACUGUUUAAUAAAUAUGCUUAAUAUUUUCAUAUCUUUUCAAAAAACAAUUUGUUAGAAUGUUAUUGAACAUAAUCUGCCAAGAUGCUUUAUUGUUGAAAAGAUCCAAAAUUCAUAAGACUUGGAAUGUGUUUUAUAAUAAAAAGCUAAAAAAAGUGAGCUAUAGGAAUUCACUUUCAAAUAUAUUUGGACCUUCAACAAUAGUCAUUGACUAAGUAGCCUGGGAGCUUUGACACAUUGAUUUCAGUGAGGGAUGUGGGUGUGUAUAUUUUGAAAAUGCAGCUUUGAAGUGCAGAAUUAGCAAGUAAAGAUACCAGACUAGCAGAGCAAAGAAAUUAAAUAGUUUUAAUAAUCCCAAAAUCAAGAUUAAGUUAAGACCAUGAUAGAAAAAGGUAUUAAUGCAGAUUAACUCUUAGAAUGUUGCUUAAGAGUUCUGGGAAGUGAUUUCCCAUGGGGAUGGAGUAGGGUUCAUAGCCAGUGUAUGCAGAGGUGAAAUUUCGGUUUGAGUCUUCCUGGUGCAGACUGGCUCUACCUACUGUUCUCUCCUGCCUGUCUGUAUAAGAUAAACCAUUUUAGAAAAGUGGGCCAAUGCAAAUUUGUCAGUCUAAAGGUUUUAUUCCGGAGCUUAAUUAAAAUUUGAUGAUUGAAUCUGGAAAGCCUGAAGUUCCUAUCAAUGACACGUAAUUGUUUUAUUAUUUUCUCCCUUGGUUCAGGAACUUUUCUGUAACUGCUAAGUGACAAAUGCUUAAACUUAGAGCUUUGGGCUCACCCAAUUGAAUGAAUAUGUAAUAAUAAACAUUUUUAAGAUAAGGAGUGGCUCUCCCCUCUUCCCCCAACUCCCAGGAUACCACCGUCAGAGAGAAAGUCUAGCUCUCUGAGGACAUCAAGAUCAGAGCACAUCUUUUAGAAAGUUUUAAUAAUAAGAUUUGAAGGUCUUAAAAAUUUGAUAAAUUAAACCUGUAAAACCAGCAUUGAUGGUUUGACCUUUUGCAAUAAUGAAACUCACUAAAAGCUCUUUGUUUGCUUUGGCCUUUGAAUUACAUGCUUCUGGUGUCUGAGAAGAAUAAAUUAGAAAACAAACUAUUGUUAAAAGUUAAAGGAUGGGGUGAGUACUAAUGUAGCAGCAACUGGCUAAUAAAGGGAGGAUGAUGGCAGGUGAAAUUGUAAUCAUGGUUCUGACUGGCCCAUCACCUGUUCAGUUCAUUCCAGGAAAGGCUGGGCCAGUGAUGGACUACUGGCAGGACUUCUGAAACUUCAAUGAUUUCUCUUCCUUCAUCACCUAGUUGACCAUCAGUUUGACUAUUGUAUCCUUUAGUCAAUAUGGAGAAAUAUUGUAUAAAAUCACAUCUCCAAAACUAAGUUUUAUCCAAUAUCAAAAACAGGAUCAGAAGAUUUGCACAAGGUCAGGAUUAUUUCUAUAAUGAUGUCACAAUUUUCCCUUUGUCACAUAUUCAUGGUGCAAGAGUUCUAUUUGCAAGGGGUCUUUAAUAAUCAGUGUCGGGUGAACUUCUGAUACCUUGUUUAAAUGUGAAAAGACUUAAUAAUCUUGGGCUGGGACCAAAAAAAUACUAAGAGAUGUCCUACAGUGGGUUAAAACUCAUUAUUGAGAUGAUGUAAAAUGGGUAGGACGUUUUUGGGAUCAUCUUAAGAUACAUUCUAGGACAAGGGAUAAAGGUGGCUGCCACACAAGUUAUGUCAUAAGUUGAAAACCUUUAGUAGCAUCUGAACAUCAGCUCUGUUGGACCGGCAAUCUCACUAUUACAGAGUGCUUGGAUGGAUGACAGCCAGCUUUAUCCUAGAUCAGGGGGCUUUUACUUUUUAUGUCAUGGGCUAUAAAACCCUCUGAAUAUUUUUAUGCUUUAAAUGCCUAAUAUUACAAAGGAAACCACUAUAUUGAAAUAAUUAUACAAAUGAAAAAAAUAUACAAACCCAUAAGAACCCUUAUAGCAUAGAAAUACUCUCCCCUUUAUACUUUGGGCUCUAAAGGUUUUGUGCAAAAUGUAAGAAACUUAGAGAAUCAAAGUCCUGUACCCAAACUUCAGAGAUCCAGUAGGAUCAGGGGAGGGAGCUCUGUCUUGAUUUUUGUUCAAUGGCAGCUGUUGAUGUCCUUUGCCUGCAACCUGCUUUAUUAUCACUAUUGUUUUAAGUAAAAUUGCUUUGUUUUCUAA
Molecule: messenger RNA, 6520 nt
Organism: Antechinus flavipes (yellow-footed antechinus)
Lineage: Eukaryota; Metazoa; Chordata; Mammalia; Dasyuromorphia; Dasyuridae
Product: zinc finger protein 665-like
Exons: 5
Coding region: 192-2825 (877 amino acids)
Biological process (GO): regulation of transcription by RNA polymerase II
Molecular function (GO): DNA-binding transcription factor activity; RNA polymerase II cis-regulatory region sequence-specific DNA binding
Source: RefSeq, a predicted model, not a curated record